UCCAGCUCCCAUGACAAGAUAAGAUAUAGCUAAGCUAUCGGUCAGCUCACACGAAUCGAAGAACCUUCUGCCCCACGAAGAUGGGAGUCCGUGGCUACCUCCCUUCUUGCUCCACCUCCAUGCACCACGCCACCACAGCAACCACGCGCCGCAAGACCGCCGCCGGCACCGGGAGGCACGCUCCGGCCAAGGUGUCCUGCUCCUCCGCCGCAGCGCCGCCGUCGCAGAGCACGAUCAAGGUGGUCAUCGUGGGCGCCACCAAGGAGAUCGGGAGGACGGCGAUCGCGGCGGUGAGCAGGGCCCGGGGGAUGGAGCUCGCGGGCGCCAUUGAUACCCAGUGCAUCGGGCUGGACGCAGGAGAGAUAAGUGGCAUGGAAGAAGCCCUGGAGAUCCCGGUGCUCAAUGAUCUUACAAUGGUUCUGGGCUCCAUAGCACAAUCGAGAGCGACUGGUGUGGUUGUCGAUUUCAGUGAACCUUCCACUGUCUAUGACAAUGUCAAGCAGGCAGCAGCAUUUGGCUUAAGCAGUGUUGUAUACGUGCCAAAGAUUGAGAUGGACACGGUAACCGAGCUGUCAGCAUUCUGCGACAAGGCAAGCAUGGGUUGCUUGGUCGCACCGACGCUGUCAAUUGGCUCAGUACUCCUUCAACAAGCUGCAAUCCAGGCCUCAUUCCACUACAACAACGUUGAGAUAGUGGAAUCAAGACCUAACCCAUCGGACUUGCCAUCACAAGACGCAGUACAGAUCGCAAAUAACAUAUCUGAACUUGGUCAGAUAUACAACAGGGAAGAUAUGGAAUCCGAUAAUCCAGCAAGAGGUCAGGUACUCGGAGAAGAUGGAGUGCGUGUCCACAGUAUGGUUCUUCCAGGACUUGCUUCAAGCACAUCAGUCAUUUUGUCAGGCCCCGGAGAGAUUUACACCUUGAGGCUUGAUGUGACGAAUGUUCAAUGCCUAAUGCCGGGACUAAUGCUGGCAAUAAGGAAGGUGAUACGCUUGAAGAACUUGAUCUAUGGUCUGGAGAAGUUCUUGUAGGAAAGGGCAAUACAUAUCAAGAGAACUACAGUUUCUGAGCUUACCGACUGUUUUUAGUAACUUGGUAAAUGGGAUCAAAUCAAUUUUUUGGCUCAAGAUUAGAAAUAGUGCCAAUGGCAAGGGGGAUCCGACAACCCUAGGAAUGUGAUGCGGAGUUUCGUAAUGGCUUAACACACAAGAUGGUUCUUCUGAGCUCACAUGAAGAAACCAACUUGAGGCGAGUUUUGGUGUUGGAUGUGUUGUUUGAAGUCUAACCCACUCAAUAAUGUUGGUGCUAGCUAGUGUCCUAUAAAUUCAAAGAAUGUGAUUGGAUUUGUGCAUUUGUUUUA
Messenger RNA from Brachypodium distachyon (stiff brome), 1360 nucleotides. Its product is annotated as dihydrodipicolinate reductase-like protein CRR1, chloroplastic. Gene Ontology annotation, molecular function: 4-hydroxy-tetrahydrodipicolinate reductase activity. The coding region runs from base 81 to 1031 and encodes 316 amino acids. Gene Ontology annotation, cellular component: chloroplast stroma. The record is from RefSeq and is a predicted model, not a curated record. NCBI's taxonomy places the organism in Eukaryota, Viridiplantae, Streptophyta, Magnoliopsida, Poales, Poaceae. The transcript is spliced from 10 exons.